AUGUCCGCACUUUCGUCUGGGUUCAGGACCCGCAAGUUCUUUCUUAGUUUCGUCCCUGGCUUUGGUCGGCUAGCUGUGGUCGCGACGUAUAAUGACUUAAUCUUGUGCUGCCCAGAGGAUGGUCUUUCACGUGAUUACUACAUCUGUAAUCCAUACACCAAGCAAUGGGUUGCUCUUCCUCCAGCGCCAAGAGUUCAUCGAGCUGUAGCAAAAACGGGAUUCAUAUGCGACGGUGCCUACUAUAACUGCAAGGAGCUGGACGGUGAUCGUAUAACUAGUACAAAUGCUGGCAUCGAGCUUAAUUCUGAGUAUAGGUACAGAGUUGUGAACCGAAUUCGUCAGCGUGGACAGAAUCCCUUGCAGUUCAGGGUGGAGAUCUUCUCAUCGGAGACUGGUGAAUGGACACAGUCAGUUAUACAAUGCCCCCAAGACUUCCUUAACUUUGAUGACAUCAAUCCGGUAAUGCUUGCCUACAAAGGAAUGUUGUAUUGGUCUGCUAAUGGUGGAAUUCUUAUGGCGUUGGAUCCCUUCAACAACAACCCUAAGACCACUAGUACUAGUGGUAGUACUUGUGCUUAUAUUUUGAGAAUCAAUUCUGUCGUUUCACUGCAUUUGAUAAGCCUGCUUUUGCACCCGAAGACACUGAUAUAUGUCUUCAGUGUCUAA
Messenger RNA from Prunus armeniaca (apricot), 666 nucleotides. The record is from the annotation of a GenBank genome assembly. Lineage: Eukaryota; Viridiplantae; Streptophyta; Magnoliopsida; Rosales; Rosaceae.